Messenger RNA from Racocetra fulgida, 192 nucleotides. Lineage: Eukaryota; Fungi; Glomeromycota; Glomeromycetes; Diversisporales; Gigasporaceae. The record is from the annotation of a GenBank genome assembly.
UUGAAAAUGCAAAACUUUUAAAACGAAUUAUAGAAGAAUAUAUUAAAAAUAAAACUGAUAUAGCAAAAUUAAAAACUGCUGAGAAAAUUCUUAAUGAGGAACUGAUAAUUGAGUAUCACCCUCCUUUCUUGAAUAGAUUAGAAUUUGAUGCCUUCUUUCAAAAAUAUCGAAUUGCAUUGGAAGUACAAGGAA